AUGCGCGAACUUGUCAAGAGCUUGAUAUUUGACCAGAUCGAACAUAAUCCCAGCAAGAAAUUCAGGGAUAUUGUUAGAGAAUUCAAAAGUGAUUAUGGGUUAGAAUUGAGCUACGAUCAGGCGCAUGCCGGGAAAGAAUUAUGUUUGAAGGAAUUGUAUGGCGAGGACACUAAAUCAUACACCGACUUGGUUUGGUGGUGUGAAGCCGUGAAGAAACACGAUCCAGGUAGUAGGGCUGAUUUAGUUAUUGAAGGGGACCAGUUUAAGAGUUUGUUCUUAGCCUUCGAUGCUUGCAUCUCGGGUUUCGAAUAUUGUCACCCGAUAUUGUUCUUGGAUGCAACUUUCCUAACUGGAAAAUUUAGGGGUUGUCUUAUGGCGGCUACCGGGAAGAAUGCGAAUAAUGGAAUAUUUCCUCUGGCAUACGGUAUCUUAUCAGGUGAAACUAUUGAGAAUUGGCAUUGGUUUUUGGAGAAACUAAAAACUAUCUUGGGUCCUCGUAUACUAACUAUUAUUUCGGAUCGCCAUGAGGGUUUGAUCCAAGGAAUUCGUGAUGUUUUUCCAACUUUCCAUCAUGGUUGGUGUUACCAGCAUUUGAAGAAUAGUGCCCGCGGUAAGACCAACAAGAAAAAGGGAGAGCAUGGUGCUGCAAUGGAUUUAUUCAAACAAUGUUUCUAUUCAUCAACGUAUGAAGUCUUUCAUCAAGGUAUGCAAAAGUUGAAGUAUAUGGGAUGUGAUGGUCUUCACAAAUUCUUGAGUGACCUUCCAGUAGAAUGUUGGUCCAAUGCACAUUGUCUGGGCUGUCGUUAUGGCGACAUGUGUUCAAACAUUGCAGAGUCGUUCAACUCUUGGAUUAAGGAAGCAAAAGGUAUUCCUAUUGCAACACUUGUCAACUGGAUUAGACUUAAAAUUAUGGAUCAGAUGAGUAAAAGGAAUUUGAAGGGGGCGACGUAUAAAGGAUUCAUUUGUCCCAGGCUAGAGAAAAAAGUGAUGGCUUCCAUUCGUGCUAGUGUCCAGUGGAGAAUAACCAAGUCUGGUGACAUGGAGUGGGAAGUUUUUGAUGGAAAACACAUGUAUGUUGUUAAUAUUGCGAAGUUUCAAUGCAGCUGCAGGGUUUGGUUUACUGAGCAGUUGCCUUGUGAUCACGCUAUUGCGUGUAUGCAUUCAAAUAAGAUCAAUGUUUACGAGUACAUUAAUCUGUAUUUCAGCAUUGCUAGCUUCCGUGCUUCGUAUGAUCGUCCUAUCAAGCCCAUUCCCGAUUACGACAAGCCUAUUGAUGGUGCUACUGGAGAUCUCGUGAACCCACCAACUGUCCUAGGAAAAAAACCUGGUAGGCCGAAGAAGAAGCGGAUUCCUAACACUGGUAGCGCAAGUUUCAAGAAACCAAUUACGUGCGGUAACUGCCAUACUCAGGCACAUCAUAACAAGACGACGUGUCCUCAUCCUCCUGCGAAAAAGCAAUGUUAA
This is a messenger RNA of Papaver somniferum (opium poppy), 1464 nucleotides long. RefSeq lists its product as uncharacterized. Gene Ontology annotation, molecular function: zinc ion binding. NCBI's taxonomy places the organism in Eukaryota, Viridiplantae, Streptophyta, Magnoliopsida, Ranunculales, Papaveraceae. The record is from RefSeq and is a predicted model, not a curated record. The transcript is spliced from 2 exons. The coding region runs from base 1 to 1464 and encodes 487 amino acids.